Penicillium pulvis is the source of this 1155-nucleotide messenger RNA. Its product is annotated as NAD(P)-dependent alcohol dehydrogenase. The transcript is spliced from 3 exons. The record is from RefSeq and is a predicted model, not a curated record. The coding region runs from base 1 to 1155 and encodes 384 amino acids. Lineage: Eukaryota; Fungi; Ascomycota; Eurotiomycetes; Eurotiales; Aspergillaceae. Gene Ontology annotation, molecular function: oxidoreductase activity; zinc ion binding.
AUGAUACCUGAGAAGCAAAUCCCGACCAAGGCGUUCGUCAUUGAUGCCCCAGGGUCCCCAUUUGUUAUGCAAGAUGUAAUUCUGGACGAAGUUCGGCCCCACGAGGUGUUGAUCGAGAUGAAGUAUACUGGCUUGUGCCACACAGAUAUUGUUGUCCAGAAGGGUGCGAUCCCCAUUGGUGAAUUCCCGGCUGUGCUAGGACAUGAAGGCGCCGGCAUCGUCCGGCGAGUUGGUACCGCAGUGAAAGACAAAACCCUAGCGGAGGGCGACCAAGUCUUCUUGAGUUUUACCACAUGCAACAAGUGCACCCCAUGUGACGAAGGGCGUCAUGGAUUUUGUCGUCAAUUCAUGCCAAUCAACUUCGCUGGUGUCAGGGGUAUGUCCGCAGCAGAUUCACCCAUAAAGUCUACGAGUGGUCAGCCCAUCCGAGGUCAAUUCUUCGGGCAGUCAUCUCUGAGUAAGCUGGCCAUCGUCGCAGAGACUUCAAUUGUGAAGGUCUCAUCUGGUAUCAGUGAGACUGACUUGGCUGCGCUGUCCCCUCUGGGAUGUGGGUAUCUCACUGGAGCGGGCACAGUCUUGAAUGUUCUUAAGCCAAAGCCAUCAUCCCGUUUUGUUGUGCUUGGAAUGGGGGCUGUCGGAUUAUCUGCGAUGAUGGCUGCACGGGCUCUCGGUGUUGAGAACGUUGUAGCUGUAGAUAUUGUCGAUGCGAAGCUCGAACUAGCCAAGUCUCUUGGUGCUUCUCACAUAUUGAACACGAAGAGCGUUUCAGACCUUGCUGAGGGGUUGCGUGAAAUGUUCCCCGAUGGCGUGGAUCACAUUAUUGACACCACGGGUGUUGUCCCUCUGCUUCAGUCGUCAAUCAAGGCGCUGGGUCAUGAAGGUAUGCUGGCGAUUGUGGGUGUCGCUCCUGGUGGUUCCUCGUUGACCAUCGACCCGCUCGACAUCAUGCUCAACUGCAAGCGAAUUGUCGGAUCCAUCGAAGGGUCUGCAAAUCCUGCACAGAUUCUCCCUCAAUUGAUUGAUCUAUACAAACAGGGUAAAUUCCCCGUUGACAAGUUAGCCAAAGUUUAUAAGGCCGACGCGAUCGAGCAAGCAUUGAGCGACUUGCAUUCGGGUAGGAUCAUCAAACCAGUGCUUGACUGGACGACUGUAUAA